Triplophysa rosa is the source of this 1452-nucleotide messenger RNA. RefSeq names its product centrosomal protein of 112 kDa-like. NCBI's taxonomy places the organism in Eukaryota, Metazoa, Chordata, Actinopteri, Cypriniformes, Nemacheilidae. The transcript has 5 exons. The annotation marks the transcript as partial. The record is from RefSeq and is a predicted model, not a curated record.
AUCUUAAAGUUUUACUUAAUUAAUAUUGCAUAUAGGAAUUUAUUAUCUGUUAUAUUUGACCUGUGCUUCUCUCUCCUUUAUCCUAAAUGUGUGCUCUCACUGAGCGUGUGUGUGUGUGCGUACUUGUCUGUGUACGUACGUGUGUGUGUGUGUGUGUCUCUGUGUCUGUGUGUGUUGGUGUGUGUGCGUGUUGUGUGUGUGGAGUGUUUUGUGUGUGGGUGUGUCUGUCUUCUGUGUUUUCAACCUUUUCUUGUUUUUGCAGGUACAACUUUGAUUGUUUUGCUUGUAGUCAAUGUGUCUCAUGUACAGCUGCUUUGUAACAAUGAAAAUUGUAAAAGCGCUAUAUAAAUAAAGUUGAGUUGAGUUGAGUUGAGUAAAAAGCGAAAUAGCUUCUUCAAAGUCUGGAUGCCUGCCUGUCGCACCCGCAACGUCAUUAAGCUGAAACACGCCUGCGCGGAAAGUACUACCACAACCACUCCAUGGAAAGCCUGCCACCUUAAGCUAAAAACUCGUAACAGCCAAUGCUAUUGGCGCGUGGAACACAGGCAAGGAGACUAGACACCGGAUAUGAUUGGCUGAGGUGCCUCUUGUGAUCGAUGUUAGACUUUAUGCUCCAAUUGGAUAAAGAGGAAAAGCUGGUUCGCCUUCGGGAAAGUCAGAGGCAGCAAGCCCAGCAGGCUGAGUCUGCUCUGGAGAACUUUAAGAAGCAGGUGGAGCUCAGUGCACAGAAGACAUACGCUGAUAUGAAACAACAGAUGGAGAAAGUGGAGGCCGAUCUGAUUCGCUCUAAAUCACUGAGAGAGAAACAGUUCAGAGAGUUCAGUUACCAGUUGGAGGAGCUUCAGCAGAGAUACGAGCAGCAGAUCGUGGAACUGAAACUGCAGCAUGAACAGGAGCGAACGCACCUACUCCAGACGCACAAUGCUGAGAAGGACAGCCUGGUCCAGGACCACCAGUGGGAAAUUGGCAGUUUGGAGAAGCAGACGAGGGCCGCCAUGGUCCAGCAGCAAACGCAAACCCAAGAAUUGAGGAAGCGCGACGCUCAGGUAGGGGGGUCUCUUCCUUUCCGCUGCUUUCUGUCACCAUUUUGUUUUGGUAUUAUGAUAAUGCUACCAUUUGUUCUUUUUAUCACUUUUUGCUGUGAAUUUGGCUAUCCAGCUGAGAAGCUCUUCCUCGCGGUGCCAUGCGAUGGUACUGGACACUCGGUGUACGGCUCGAUCCUCCUCCACCCCUGGCUGCCGGCUAUGGUUCCUCCGGCUGAGGGCAGCCGGCAGCGAGUCCCCUUCACGGUGGACGGCAGCAGGCUAUGCCCCAAGGCCAACGGCGACGAAGAGCUCUCCGUCCCACCCGAUGCAUACUUGCUCCAGCACCACCACUCGUGGUCUUCACUCUUCCAUGCUGCCCAACCUCUUCAGCACCGCGAUCAGCCUCGGCAGCGAGGGCUCUCCGACA